AUGUCCUCUGCUCAAGAUUCCGCCACCAAGAUCUCUAUCGAUAGAUUCGAUGGAGACAACUACGCGACGUGGAGCCGCUACAUGCGUGGCGUGUUCCUGACCAAGUCGACGUGGCACGUGGUCAACCGGGAGACCACCCCCACCUUCGCCGAUCCUCGCGCCAGUGAUGAGUACGUCAAGACGAACAACAUUGCGUUCGGCUUGAUGUUACUUCACAUGAGCGCGGACUAUUAUCACGUGGUUGAUGACUGCGACGAGGCAUGGGUUGCGUGGACACGGUUGAAGACUCUCUACGGCGGAUCGCAGAAGGCGGGGCGGAUUUUCUUGAAGCGGCAGCUGUUCAGCAUGGAGAUGGCGGAAGGCGGCAAUGUGUUGCAUCAUUGCAAUGAGUUUCUCCACAUCAGCGCCAAUCUAACUAGCAUCGACGCCGAGAUGGAAGACGAGGACGUUGCGAUCUGCUUGUUGUGCAGCCUCCCCAAGAGCUACGAGAACGUCGUGCUGAACUUGGAGAUAAACAGCGCAGAGCUUCGGGAGAAGACGACAUCGGUGAAAACUGAAGAAGCGACCAAGGCCUUCAGUACCGAGCGUGAGGUUCGUCAGUGUACGUUCUGCGGAAAAUUGGGGCACACGGUGGAAAAGUGCUGGACCAAGCAGAAGGAAGACAAUCGGGGAGCUCGACGCGGCGGCAAUGCACGUGGACGCGGAGCGAAUCAAGUUCAGUGGCAAGGCUACAACGGCAACAGCAACUGUGACUAUGAUCGAGUGGCGUUUGCUGUUUCGCUGGAAUGCGGACUUUCAACGACCAAGAGCAUGUCUGGAAUGUGGGCGAUUGAUAGCGGUGCAACACAUCACAUCUGCUAUGACAAGUCCAAGUUCGAAGUUCUGGACGAGCGCAAUGAAGGUGAAGUGUUGGUUGCAGAUGGGAACAAGGCUGCAAUCAACGGUGUCGGACAAUCGUCGAAAAGGUGA
Messenger RNA from Peronospora matthiolae, 969 nucleotides. Lineage: Eukaryota; Oomycota; Peronosporomycetes; Peronosporales; Peronosporaceae. The record is from the annotation of a GenBank genome assembly.